AUGGGAAACUCAUCAUCUAAGAAACUUAGAAGGAAGAACUCAAAAGUUGAGGUCACCCCAGAGUUUGAGAGAUCUGGUCCAAGGUUCAUAGCAGAGUCCAAUCCUUCUGCAUUGACAUCUUCAUCACCUGCACAUAUCAGACAAACCACACCAACAACGACAACAGUACAAGUUGAUUCAGAAUCAAACAAAAAUAAUAAUAAUAAUAAUAUAAAGAUUGAAGUCUCUUCAGUAACACCUCCAACUCAAUCAACACCAACAAUAACAUCAACUCCAACAAUAUUAGUUGUCUCUGACAAUUCUAGUUCAGAUGCACCAACAAACAACAUUAAUAAUAUUCAAUUAAAUCAAUCUGCACCAAUGAUCAUUGUUGAAGAUGAUUGUGGAUCAAGAUCAACAACUGAAUGUACAAUCAAUAAUAAUAACAAUCUUCUGAUGCCUGGUGGACACACUUCUCUCAGUCAAUCAUUGCAGACACCAAAGUCGGGCUCAACACUUGGUGCCAGUUUGGAACCAGGCAUCAUGAAUAGAAAGAUGACAUUUACCAGAAAGAGAUCAACAAAGGUUAUUCAAUUGAAUGAGCAUCUAAGCAAGAGUGCUGGUGACCUACCUACAGUGUCAGCAGAUGAGAGACCACGUGCAUCAACUACAAAGUCUUCAUCUUCCAACCCUGUGGAUAUAUCAAGGAAGAGAUCAUACACCAAUGGUCCAAGAAGAAAGGCUACCAUCAGUAACAUCAACUUCAAGGAGAAGGACAUUGUAUUGGAUGAUGUGCCAGACAAGAAUAUUGUAGAUCAAGGCCAGAGAAAGGGUAAACUGACACGUAGUCUCACCAACAUUGGCCAGACAAUCACUCGAGAGGUUGGAAACGUCUUCCAUGCCUCUGGUCAAUAUGGUUCUUCUUACUUUAUC
Molecule: messenger RNA, 912 nt
Organism: Acytostelium subglobosum LB1
Lineage: Eukaryota; Evosea; Eumycetozoa; Acytosteliales; Acytosteliaceae
Exons: 1
Source: RefSeq, a predicted model, not a curated record